Rotaria sp. Silwood2 is the source of this 990-nucleotide messenger RNA. Lineage: Eukaryota; Metazoa; Rotifera; Eurotatoria; Philodinida; Philodinidae. The record is from the annotation of a GenBank genome assembly.
AUGAUAAGUAAUUUGGAAAUGUUUCCAAAUGAAAUAUUAUUAAAUGUAUUUUGUUAUUUAUCAUGGGAUGAAAUUUUAAUAUACUUAGGGUCGUUAAAUAAACGAUUUAAUUCUCUUAUUUAUUCAAUAUUUUCAAAUAAUGAAAAUCGAAUUAUUUUUAAUAAACCAGAUUUAUCUUAUCAAACAUUUUCAUCAAUAUUAUUACCAUUAAUACUUAAUUCAUCAUCAUUUCUUUCUUCAAAGAUAAAAUACAUUCAUUUUGAUGGAAUAACUAUCAAUGGUAUGUUUAAACAACUCUUGUCUCAAAUAUUUUCUGGUCAAUGUCAAUUAACUUCACGUCAUCUUUACAUGACCAAAUUACGUUAUGCUAUUCAUCAGUGUUUAAAAUCAUAUCCUUCUCACCUUCCGUUAACAACAAAUUCUAAUGAACUUCAAUCUUAUUGUGUAAGUUUACGUCGUUUGCACAUUCAACUCGAAUAUACAUGUUUUCUGGAACAUCUCAUUGAUCGUGUGCCCAAUCUAGAACAAUUAUCGGCUGUUUUUUCACAAUUACGAUGCGGUGAUCAAUUGCGUGAUUCAAACUUUCAAAGAUCGAUACUAUCAAAUGAAAGUUGGUUCAAUAAAGUACCAAAAUUAAAAUGUUUUGCAUUGAAGAGUUCUAUUGACAAUUAUUUAGAAUUUGUUUAUUUAAAAUGGCUUCUUAACAAUUUUAAUCAUAUAACAAAACUUAAAAUUUAUGUAAGAGGUUCAGGAAUAUCGAGAACAGGUCAAUUAAUAUGGAAAUCUGUUAUUGAUGUAAAUUUUAUUUGUCAACAUUGUUUACUUGAUAAAAUAAUUAAUUUAAAAUACUUUCAUUUUUAUAUUGGUAGAACAUGUGAAUUAUCAUUAGUUAAUAUUGAAAACACAAUUAACUCUUUUAAAAAUUAUCCUUUUUUUAUUUCACAUCAAUGUACAAAUAUUAAAUAUUUAUAUGAUAAAAACGAGUCAUAG